Coccomyxa subellipsoidea C-169 is the source of this 1086-nucleotide messenger RNA. RefSeq lists its product as hypothetical. The annotation marks the transcript as partial. The transcript is spliced from 7 exons. NCBI's taxonomy places the organism in Eukaryota, Viridiplantae, Chlorophyta, Trebouxiophyceae, Coccomyxaceae. The record is from RefSeq and is a predicted model, not a curated record.
GCGAUAAGAAGGACGCUGGUACUCUACACCUUUUCGUCCACGGAUGCGCAAUAUUUAGAUAAUUUAAAGUUCUUCGUAAAUGAAGGUAUCAGGGGAUCUGAUGAUUCCAACUACAUCAUUAUUCAACAACAGGAUGGUGGGCUUGAUUCUAUCAAACAACUCCCUCGGCUUCCGAGCAAUGCACGAUACGUGACACACAAGAACGCCUGUUAUGACUGGGGGACGUUUGGUUGGGCGCUAUUACAAAUUGGAUCUGGGCUUCAUAAUUACAGCUACUUUGUCUUUAUAAACGCCUCUGUCCGCGGCCCUUACCUUCCGACCUACUGGCCGAGAGGGUGGCAUUGGAGCAAGAUCCUUACCACUCGUCUUAAUUCUAAGACCAAGCUUGUCGGAAGCACAAUCAGUUGCCAGUGUUGGCUUCGAGAUGGUGAUGAUCCUGAUCAACAACGAUGCAAUCCACACGUGCAAAGCUAUUUGAUGGCAACAGAUCAGGCACGUACACUACAUAACACCAGUAGUUGCAACGCAGGUGUUGGCUUACAGCUUUUGCUUAAGGACAGACGCGUGUUUCGUUGCCACAAGAGCAUGAGCUCAGCAAUCUACGAUGCUGAAGUAGGUGCUUCAAGAGUGAUUCUUGGAGCUGGUUUCACCAUCGAUUCAUUGAUGUUGCGAUACAGAGAUUUGGAUUGGACGGACAAGAGAAAUUGGGAUUGCAAUGCUAGGACAAACCCCACCAGUGAAUUUUCGUAUGAUGGUAUCCAAAUAAAUCCUUUGGAGGUUCUUUUUGUGAAAGUGAAAAGCUUCCAUUUGGAAAGCGAGUGGGUCUCGACUCAACUUGCUGUAACGUAUGAUCGAUGGCGGCUUAAUCAGGGGGUGCCUGGAGGUGUCUCAACAAAUGAAAUGAUCAAUUUUGAAAAAAACUUGAAAAUGGCGAGAAUGGCAAAAAUGCGUCUUCGUGGUAAUGAUUGUUUUGACUUCGAUUAUUUUCGUGAUAACUUGCCGGUUGACUCAAAGGGACUUCGGAGGAAUGCCCUUUGGGACUUAUUUGUGGAACAAGAUCAAUUUUCUGGUAGACCGUUCAGGUGA